Molecule: messenger RNA, 327 nt
Organism: Meloidogyne enterolobii
Lineage: Eukaryota; Metazoa; Nematoda; Chromadorea; Rhabditida; Meloidogynidae
Source: the annotation of a GenBank genome assembly
AUGAUAGAAGUAAGCAUUAAAGAUUUGCAUAUUUGUCAAUUCGAAACGGUUGUAAAUAAGGGAAUAUUGAACACAAAAAAUUUUUAUGAAGUCUUAAAUAUUUCGAUCGAGACUGGGAAAAAAUGCCUCGGAAAAGCUAACGAAUUAAAUAAGACAAAAAAUAUUUGCAACUUCACAAAAUCUGAUAACCAUACAGGCGAGAUUCUUUAUAAUAAUGGAAGUGAAAUAGGUCUGUAUGAAGUUGAUGGAGAAGCUAAGAGUGCUGAGGUAAAUAAUUUGAUUCAACAAAGAUUUCUUAUAAUUUUAAUUUGGUUGCAGUUUAAGUAA